AUGCCAGCAAAAAGACACCGAAGGCCAGCAUUCUCAGAAGCAAGCUUCUCAGAUGAGGACUGGAUUAACAGUGCCUUAAUAAGACUGGAGGCAGGAGAGCCGCUUUCCUGGGACAGUUCCCAUCGACUAAGCCAGCUCCUCAGAGACUUCACUUCAAAGGGAUACUUGAAAUGGGUGCAUUUGUUUAAUCUUAAGGCCAUUGCUAAGCACUUCAGGCAGAACUUAGAGUUAAGUCACACUGAUACAUUAAAACCAUACAAGGAUGUUUUGAGUCCAGGGCACUUAAAAGUGAUCCCGCCAAUUAGAAGAAAAGAAAAAGAGAGUUGGCUGGAGCCAUUUUCUAUCCCUAAGCCAGUGCUACCUUCAGCCACCAAGAGGACUCAAACCCCACAGGCUAAAAAUUGGCAUCUUUUAGAAGAGGCUUACAGGACUGCACGGGUACAGCGGUUAUGCAAUGCUCACAAAGAAAUGGAGCCACGACAUUUUUAUCCUUCCACAGGAGACAUUUUUACAGGUGCCCAUGCCUCUGUGUACAAACAAACUCUAGCACUAAUGUUUCAGAAAGACCUUGGGGCUUUUAGGGAUAAGGGCAGUCCCCACAAAUUGCCCAAGCUGAGGAAGAAGACACAGCCUAUCUCUAUAAAAAAGCAACAGGUGCCUCUAUGGGAGACAUUUGUGGCACUGUACCGUUUGCGGAUGCUGCAGCAGCGAUAUGCAAAAGACAGCACUGCUUGGAUGGAACAGUUCUACCAGCUCAUGGACCUGUACCAACUUAAGUCCCCCUGAAUCCAGAGGCUGUUAUUAGAGCUGCUGCAGAGAGAGGAACUCCAACCCCGAGAGACCAUCUACCAAAAGGCCCUGAGGACCAAGGAGCUGGUACAAGGUGAGUGGUUGUUCUACCACCUGUUUUGUGGCAGUUCCCAUGCUCCUGCAGUUCCCCUCAAGUUCCAGGAUGUGGUAGCCCUCCCUGAGCAGAACAAGGUGCAUACUCUCCAACCUGUGGGCAUUGCCCAGUAUGGGUUUCUUGAACUUGCUUGGAAAAGCCUACCACAAGCCAAACCUUACUGUACUGGGAGGCUGCCCAGCAUCUCCUGCUCUCUGAUUUGGCCUAAUAUUAGGACUUUGGGAUCCUACUGGAAAAUGAGCCUUGGCCACAGGUUUUAA
Galeopterus variegatus (Sunda flying lemur) is the source of this 1164-nucleotide messenger RNA. RefSeq names its product WD repeat-containing protein 87-like. The record is from RefSeq and is a predicted model, not a curated record. NCBI's taxonomy places the organism in Eukaryota, Metazoa, Chordata, Mammalia, Dermoptera, Cynocephalidae.